AUGUCCUCCUCCCCCUCCACCUCCUGGACGCCCCCCAACGGCCAAAAAGCGCAGUAUAACCUGCACUGCCACUGCCGCGCAAUCUCCUACACAAUCACCCUCUCGCCCCCACUCUACACCAGCACCCCCAACCCCUCCGACCGCUGCGUAGCAGUCGAAUGCGCCUGCUCCUACUGCGCGCGCAACGGCUUGCUAACCGUGCACCCGCUCGCCUCAGACGUGCACUUUGACGCCGCAGGGUUGGAGUUUCGAGAGGAGUACUUGUGCGGGGCGAGGCGGGCGGCGCAUUGGUUUUGUAGGCGGUGUGGGAGUGUGUUGGGGACGGAUUUGAGGGGGGUGAUGAGGAGUCUGGGGGCGGAGGAGAGGGUGGGGAUCAAUGUGCGAAUGCUGGCCGAUUUCGACUUGAACAGGAUAGCGACGAGGAAGCUUACGGCUAUGAGGGAUGCGCCGCCGAAGUAUGAAGGUUGA
Messenger RNA from Neohortaea acidophila, 468 nucleotides. RefSeq lists its product as uncharacterized. The record is from RefSeq and is a predicted model, not a curated record. Gene Ontology annotation, molecular function: carbon-sulfur lyase activity. The transcript has 2 exons. NCBI's taxonomy places the organism in Eukaryota, Fungi, Ascomycota, Dothideomycetes, Mycosphaerellales, Teratosphaeriaceae. The coding region runs from base 1 to 468 and encodes 155 amino acids.